Molecule: messenger RNA, 1774 nt
Organism: Poecilia latipinna (sailfin molly)
Lineage: Eukaryota; Metazoa; Chordata; Actinopteri; Cyprinodontiformes; Poeciliidae
Product: pre-B-cell leukemia transcription factor 1-like
Exons: 3
Coding region: 698-1045 (115 amino acids)
Cellular component (GO): nucleus
Molecular function (GO): DNA-binding transcription factor activity
Source: RefSeq, a predicted model, not a curated record
UCUAUCCAUCAACAAGCCUUUUUUCCUCCCCUGAUCGCAACGUUAUGCGGCCACACCGGAGCGUCUCCUCUGCAUCCAACAUUCCGAUGAUCUCGAUGCUCUUCGAGGUGGGGCUAAAUCCAGCGCCUUUCCAAUCACGUCGCGUGGGCGGAGCCUGACUCUCGUGCUCUCUUCGUUAUGUCGCCGCCUGCCCAGCCUGUGCUGAACAUGACAAAAAGCGAGAGGAUGGAGCGGGUGAAGUAAAUCCCUGCUGUUUUAUUCCUCACAGCCACUUUUCCUUUCUUGUUUUUAGAAGACGGAGCGGGGUUUGGAUACAGGAAAAGCAUUAGUAGUUGAGAGCAGCUGUCUGUCUGGUUUAGACUCGCAGCCCACAGCAGUUCAGAUCAGAUUUCACAUUCAGCUUCGACCAGCUCAGCUGAGGGAAGCAACCAGAGAGGCUCGUUGCUCCGCGCUCUCCCUCUCUAACGCCACCUUUUUUCUUUUUUUUUUCCUCCCCUGUUGGCGGAGUGUCUCUAAAACGCUCAUAGGAAGAAAUACCAGGAUUUAUUUACCCUCUCCUCCGUCCUCCCUUCUUCUCCUCCUCUUCUUCUUCUUCUUCUUUUUUUAUUUUUUUUUUUACUGUAUUUAUUUUUACAGGAAAUUAUCAGCGUUGGCGACAAAUAGAAUUAGAUAAAAGAAAUAAAGGGUGGCCGAAGACAUGGACGAGCAGCCGAGGUUGAUGCACUCUCACACGGGGGUAGGCAUGGCGGGGCACCCCGGCCUGCCGCAGCACUUGGAAGGCACCGGAGGAGCCGACGGCGACGGGAGGAAGCAGGACAUUGGAGACAUUUUACAGCAAAUUAUGACCAUCACGGACCAAAGUCUGGACGAAGCCCAGGCCAGGAAACACGCUCUCAACUGUCACAGAAUGAAGCCGGCCCUUUUCAACGUUCUGUGCGAAAUCAAAGAAAAAACAGAGCCGCUCUCGCUGUCACCGCGGGAAAGGAAACGGGUCUGCAUCCAAUUAGAAGCCGGGACCCCGUUUGCUCGCAGCGCUCGGCUGUGAUUGAUGCAGUGCGGGGUCUGCAAUCGCAGCUCUAACGAAGUCCAAAUGGCCCCGGAUUGAAACGUUACUUAUUGACUCAGUCUGACGAACAAUAACAUCAACAACAGACGCCUCGGCGUCCUCUGUGCUGGAGAUGAGAUGAAUCAACUCUAACACAAGGCAGGGUCUCAUGCAGGCUCUUCUUCACAUGUAAUAUAGGAAGAUUUAGAUGCUUCCUACGCCCCGAUUGGCUCAUUGCUUAUGUUUUUUGUGUGCAAGUACCCCAACACCCCGUACAGCCGGGCUGAUUGCAACGGCACUUUAUAUAAACUCCAUCUAUUGUCUCUGUGAAUUCCAACUGCCUUUAACUCUGAUUAAAUAUUGAUAUCUCUGUAAAGCCUUGUCCUGUACCGGCUACUUUAUUCAGAGUCACAGGCUCUGUCAGCAGAGAAAAAGAAGAGGGAAGAGUUGUGACAUUGAGCUGAUUUCAAGCUGAGGUGUGAGAGAAUCUGAAAAAUACAUCUGUGAGAAAGAUUGCAUGUCCGACAUCUGUCGCUCUCAGAUAAUGUGGUCCUUCAGGAGCUUCAGUGUCAGUGGUUGGGGAAUCAACACUCAAUAGUUGAUAUUGAAUAUCUCAUGACGACUCUGGUGUUUGAAAGCAAGUCAUGUCUAGGCACCAUAACAAAUUUUGCUAAACGAUAAAUUGUCUUGUGAUAAGCAAUAAUAAAAACUACCUGCUUUUUUCCAUCA